UUUUAUAGUUAAAUACAUGAUGGCGCCAACGCUAACACCAGAAACCUUUUCUGCCAUCAUGAGGAAGUCCAAGUCACUCUUCUCUAGGAAGAAAUAUGAAGAAGCUCUUGAUGUCAUGAUUCUUAUUCAGGAAGAUGUCGAAAAUUUUGCCAACUUGAGUGAUAAUAGACGGCUUACUUUUUAUAACAACGUGGGCAUUUUGUAUUAUUAUCUUAGAAAACCCUGCCUCAGUUCCUUUUAUUUCAACAAAGCAUACCAAAUAUAUUUCCUUCAUGUGUUCAGAAGAUGUUCUAGUGAAAGUAGUCAACGAUUAGAAAGUUUCUAUUCUGAUGCCAUUCAUAAAGUAAUUUACAAUAUGGGCUUGUGCAUGCUUUUCAGGAUGAAACUGAAUGAAGCAUUCUUCUACUUGAGGGAAUCUGCCCAAGGAAUGCACAGAUCACCUCUUGUUUGGCUGCGGCUCGCAGAGUGCUGCAUAAUGACUUACAAAAGAGAUCAUGAAGGAGAGUUCAGUGUUCUCAAAAAUGGCAACUUAUUGGCCAAUAGCAAAGUGGGAUGUGGCUUAUCUUCUAAGAUUGUUUUGAAUAGUAGAUUUUGCAGGGAUUCGGGUUACACCAACAAUCCUCAGUGUUAUCACGGUGAUGGACCCAGUUUGGGAUUCGCAUCCACCUGCCUCAAAAACUCCUAUUUACUCCUUCCCGAGGGUAACAGUAGGCUAAAGCAAGCAGUACUAGCAGCAAGCUCAUAUGUUCACCUCACGAUCAGAAAUCCUGUUAUGGCGCAUAAGUAUGCAGGUAUUUUGGCUGCGGAUUCUUGCCAUGUUUAUAAAUAUCUCAGUAAAUUGUACUUGGCAGAAUCGCUCGUUUUACUGAAUCGAAUCGGAGAAGCUAUUGAGCUUCUGAAGACUACUUACAUCAACGAUUACGAUUCCUUAGAGAAUUUGCAAGAGGACGAUUGGUUUUCCAACAUAAACACAACAUCUCAUUAUGUCCUCAAUUAUAACCUGAUUGUAUCACUGACUCUUAAUGGGCAAUUUCAUGAAGCAACUGAACUUUUAAGAAAUUUUUUGAGGUUGAAAGUGUCCAUUAACGAAGUGCCAAUCCAUAUUGUUGCAUUGGCUCUGUAUAUAGAAUUAGCAACGGGCCAUACUGAUGCCGCUAGGACGAUUAUAAAACAGCAGUGUCCACAAAUGUUCCAAUAA
This is a messenger RNA of Nezara viridula (southern green stink bug), 1198 nucleotides long. Lineage: Eukaryota; Metazoa; Arthropoda; Insecta; Hemiptera; Pentatomidae. The record is from the annotation of a GenBank genome assembly.